Molecule: messenger RNA, 8925 nt
Organism: Anopheles coluzzii
Lineage: Eukaryota; Metazoa; Arthropoda; Insecta; Diptera; Culicidae
Gene: mtd
Product: TLD domain-containing protein 2
Exons: 19
Coding region: 1077-5489 (1470 amino acids)
Biological process (GO): response to oxidative stress
Cellular component (GO): nucleus
Source: RefSeq, a predicted model, not a curated record
GUGCGACACACCUUUUCCUGUCUAGUGAGUUAGUGUGCUGUGGCAGGUCCGUAAGGACGCACACCGAUCAAGAACCGCAAUAGUAAAAGCACAAGAUCGAGAGAGGGAUAUCUUUUGCGCUAGUGACGUGGCUAUAAAAAGCAAACAAAUGUUUUAGUUCUCGUCUUCUUUGAUUCUGUAUAGUGCAGCUCAACAACAUCCCUGUAAAAUCAGUAAGAGUGUGUACCAGUGCGAUGUGACUGUAACAAUUGUCAAAGCUAAAGAUCUGAUCGUGGCAGGAAACAAAAUUGCUUGCUUCUUCUUAACGUUUGUACCUAAAAUCGUCUGCGUGUGUGUCCAUAAGUGCGUUUGAGUGCGUAUAGUGCGGCAUCUAAGCCGUUAGUGUGUGUGUGUGUGCGUGUGUAGAUGCGUGUCCCUUAUUCGAUAUAUUUUGUGCGGUGGAGAUUCGCAAAUGUGUGUGUGAUCAUCUCCCGGUUGAUGUGCGAACGCGUGUAGUUGCUGUGUAAUUUAAAGUGUCUGCUAAAAAUCCUGAGCAUCAAAAAAGGUCGCACCAGUACCUGCACUGGGCCUGUAGAACCCCGAAUCGUGGCCACUGAAGCUCAAAAUCGAACCACCGUGGCCGCUGUUCCGUUGGUUGGUGGAUGUGUCACGAGAAGUUGUUAAAAAUAAGCUUCCCAGAACGCCAUUUCGGACACACUUGCCCAUUCUCCGCAAACUGACGAUCGGGAGAGUGCAGCACACCCACACAGCGACGAAGGUCUGGGCAAGAAGAUCCACCGUAUCCUGAAUCUCACAAAACACAUCAUCUCCAUUGCUCCGUUCGAACGAGCAAAAGCCCGGUGGUAGAAAGUGAGGAGCAGAGCAGAGUGGUAACAGUAGUAGUAGUUCGUCAACAACCUGCGCUUGACCAACGUUCGUUACAUCCCCCCGCUAUCCUGUGUGUUUAUGUGCCAUAACAGCAGCAGUGCAGUCAUCGCAAGAACAAGAGCUGUGCGGGCACGUGCUUAGCGACCGAGUCAAGGUGUGAUCGAGAUACAGUUGCGGUGUACCGGAACAUAAGACCACCACCACCAGCCAUGACCAGCAUAUUAACCGCGCCGGGCAAGUACCGCUCGCGGAAGGACUACAGCACCGGUUCGAUCCCAACGCUAGUAUCACUGGACGAAGAAUCUAGUCUCUCGACAACGACGACGACCUCGGUCUGCAGCGAUACCGUGCUGCUGCAGAGCCUGCGUACAGCCGGCAGUAGCAGCAUCAAUACGGCAGCCAGCAGCACCGCCAAUGGCAACAGUAGCCGAAGCAGCAGCAGCAGCAGCAGUAGUAGUAAUAUGAACAUCAAGAACGGACUCGCCACAAAGCCGCCGAGGCGCAGCUCGCUCGGGCUGGCCCUGCUCGGAGGCGGAGGUUCGCGCAACUCCUCUAGUAACGCCACAGAGAAGAGCAACAAACGGCGCAGCUCGAUCGCUGUCGUCUUUCUCGGUGGUGGGCGCAAGGACUCGAAAGCGUCCUCCAGCAGCUCACCGUCGGCAGGCAACGGACAUCACCAUCAUCAUCACAACGGGCAUUCGAUCAGCACGAUCCCGGAGAAGUACAGCAAGACGGGCGAAUCGGACAUUGAGAACGACUCACCCAACACGGACACGUUCGUGAUGUUGGGCGAUACGGAGGGAACGAACGGUGGAGCACUCGAGCAGCAAGACUCGUUUGGCAGCGCGACGAGCGGCCCGCCAGGAUACGACAAAAAGCGCCGACGGUCCUCGUCCUGGCAGACCAAGCUGGAGCGCCGACGUCGCAAGGGCAUGAUGGCGUCCAUCGACGGUGGUGACACGCUGCAGCAAGAUUCGGCCAGCUUUAGCAGCUUCGGUUCGGCGCACGGUCUCGACUCGUCACCGUACGGGCCGGGUGGCAAAUAUGGGCGCGAAAAGCGUCACUCCUGGUGGAACAUCUUCGUGCCGGAUAAUCUCAAGCAAAGGACUCGUAGAGCUAGUCAGGAUGUGAUACUGUCGAAAAGCUCCGAUACACUCAGUAGCCCGCCAUACCGAAGGAGCAAAUCCAGGAGUGUCGAUCAUGGACUGGCCGCACCGUUCGAUCUAGACUCGCUGCGCUCAAAGGUUGAGGGUAGAUUCGAAAGCAUCGAUCGACUAUCAAAAGAUGGCGAAAAGAAGCGCUCGAUGCCCACGAUACCCACCAUUACGUACACAGUGAAGGACCGGGACACACUGACAUCGGUGGCGGCCCGCUUCGAUACGACCCCGUCAGAGCUGACGCAGCUGAACCGUUUGGCCAGUUCGUUCAUCUACUCCGGGCAGCAGCUGCUCGUGCCGGACAAAAAUGCCAAAGCGAGCGCGGAUGGCGAGUCCGAUGCUAGCACGGAACGUUCCUCCAACAGUCCCACCGAUGGUCGCCGCAAGGGCUCACAGGAAGAUUUGUCCCAGGACGAAAAAGAUUUGCUGGAAGGACUUCGCCCGGGCUCGCCGAAGCCGGGCCACAUCGAGCGUGUCGCCUCACCGAACACACAGAGCGGUGGCGCCGGCGGCGGUGGCGGAGGCGGUGGUACUGCCGGCACGGCGGCCGGCGGUGCCGAUGACGACGAUCCCGUCACCAUCCAGCGCUUCCUGAAGAUUAACGUGCGGCACAUCACCGACGGGCAGGGUGUGGUGGGUGGCGUACUGCUCGUCACCCCGAACGCCGUCAUGUUCGAUCCGAACGUGUCGGACCCGCUAGUCAUCGAGCACGGGCCGGAAAGCUACGGCGUGAUUGCGCCGAUGGAGUUCAUCGUGAACGCGGCCAUAUUUAACGACAUUGCCCAUAUGCGCGUGCAGGGUGCGACCGGUGGCAACGAGACGGCGGAGAAGGCCGAAAUCUACCAUCCGGUGCCGGUGGAGAAACCGUGCUCGCGCUGCGACACCCACUCGCCCGGCAAGGAUUCGCUGCUGGUGAAGGACGAAACGUUCCCGGAGCUGGGCGUCGGCUCGGUGGAAGGGUGCGACGAUCAGGAGUCGAUCUGCUCGAGCAACGAGCGGGACGGGGACGCAUUUCCGAAAGCGUUCGAGCGGGACCUGGUGACGCCCAACAACCUGCAGCGCCUGCACGGCGACUCGACGGAGAGCGGCGGCAGCUCGGUGGAGCCGAAAGCGUCCUCCACCGAGCCGCCCCUCUUCCUGUCGUACGAUCGUGACUCCUCCCAGUCUCACACGCCCAACUCCCUCGACCACAGUGCCGGUGCUUCGAACGAGCAGCAGCAGCAGCAGAAGCAGGCAGGCGAUAAGACUGACCAAACCAAGACCAACAGUAUCUUAGAGGAUCCCACCAUGCGCUCCCUGGAGGAGCGGCGGAGAAGCCUACUCGACCAGCACUGGGCAAUCCCCAGCAAGGACAGAUUAAAGUGUUAUUGCGAUCAAUCAUCAUCUCGAAGAUCUCUGGACGACGAGGAGGCGGCAAGCACCGGCAGCGGAGCUACGGCCACAUCCUCCUCCACGGCUGGCGCCGGCUCGAUCGGCGGUGGUGCAACGGGAGGCGCCCACGGUGCCCACCACGCCCCGAUAGCGCCGAUCGCCGAGGCAGCCGGUGACGGGCAGCUGGUGAAGCAGUCGUGCCACGAUUCCGGCAUCGAUAUCCGUGACCCGGCCCACGGCUCCUCACUGACGACGGGUGCCACCGGGGGCAGUGGCAGCAGUGCGGCCAGCUCGGUCGCCAGCAUCCCCAUUGUGGCGCCGAUCGCAGCGAAAAAAGUGUACAGCGAUGCGGACAUCGUGCUGAGCGCGGACUGGGUCCCACCGCUCACGAUUGCACCGACCCACCUGCACGACAGCUCGCCACGCAGCAGCAGCUCGCUGGUGUCGUCCGCACACCAGAGCACCCUGUCCACGCUGACGUCCGAUGCCGGUGGCCGGAAGAAGACGUCCAGCGUGAGCUUCAGCGUGGACGAGCACGAUGCGCACGGUGCUACCGGUCCGGCCGGAUCCGGAUCGCUCGAUAAGGGUGGCGAAACGAAAAAGAACAAGAUGCUAAAGCGGCUCUCCUACCCACUGGCCUGGGUUGAAGGAUUAACGGGCGAAGGUGGUAGCAGCAGCCACAAGUCAGAUUCGAUUGAAUCAGCACCCAACACCGGUGACUCUAAUCAGAGCGUAUUUUCAAAAGUAUUUUCCAGCUCACCCAUCACAUUGGUUUCGGAGCUGGGCGGAAAUUUGUUUUUGUCCAAGACGCCAUCGGAAGACUCCGGGGGCUCGCCGGUUCCGCCACUGACACCGCACGAGGCGCAAACAGGGGGGUCGGUUACGGCCGGACGAUCAUCGAUCGGUACAUUCAUUCGCCAGCAUCCCUCUGAGGGUAGCGCGAACAAGCAGAAGCCGGCGCCACCGAAACUGGACUACCGUUCAAUGGUGUCCAUCGACGAUAUGCCAACACUGUUCGUCAGCUUUGAUAUGAAGGCCCCAUUGUUUCCUCAACUUGAGAAACUUGAGCUUAUCCCACGACCGGCCCGAGCUUGUCCGGACCCACCGAUGUACCUUCGGUUGCGCAUGGGACGCAAGAUCGGCAAGAACACACCGCUGCCGACGACGGUAAUGUCCUACGGCAAAAACAAGCUGCGUCCCGAGUAUUGGUUUAGCAUUCCAAAAAAUAAGGUUGAUGAAUUGUAUCGCUUCUUGAAUGCCUGGGUGCAACACCUGUAUGGUGAGCUGGAUGAAGCUGCCAUCAAGGAACGAGGUUUUGAGCUCAUCCAAAUGGAUACCGAAUGGACGGCGAAAACUGGCAGUCCGUCGAAGGACGGUCGUUCUGCCAGUGAAGGCGAAAUCUCCGAGUAUACACGUGAAUCGUGGGAGCUGCUAAAGGCACCGUUCGUUAAAACCUACAACAUAAUCAAAAGUCAAACUGGAUCGAACGAUUUGGACGGUUGUGAGGUUCUGUCUAUGAGCACAGAUGACUACAGAAAAGCGACCCUGUUUGCGUCUGGUUCGUUCGAUCAGGACUUCCAGAUUCCGGACCUCGUCGGUCAGACCGAGAUCCUCAGCGAGGAGCACAGGGAAAAGCUGUGUGCUCAUCUACCGGCACGUGCUGAGGGAUACUCGUGGUCUCUCGUGUUCAGCACCUCACAGCACGGCUUUUCGCUGAACUCGCUCUACCGCAAGAUGCACAAGCUAGAGAGCCCCAUACUGAUCGUGAUAGAGGAUACGGAUCACAAUGUGUUUGGUGCGCUCACGUCCUGCUCGCUGCACGUGUCGGACCAUUUCUACGGCACCGGCGAAUCGCUGCUGUACAAAUUUAAUCCACACUUCAAGGUGUUCCAUUGGAGCGGCGAGAAUCUGUACUUCAUCAAGGGCAACCCGGAAAGCUUGGCGAUCGGUGCCGGAGACGGCAAAUUUGGCCUUUGGCUGGAUGGCGAUCUGAAUCAGGGCCGAUCGCAGCACUGCAGCACGUACUCGAACGAGCCGCUCGCACCGCAGGAAGAUUUCGUCAUCAAAACGCUCGAAUGCUGGGCCUUUGUUUAAAGCAACUACAGCUCUUCAAGGAAGAUGUACCGGGGGACAAACCAUACAUUGUUCUGGUGGUAUAAGAAACCCUCUAAAACCAAGCUUCAAGCCCCCCCCCCCCCCUUCCCGCAUAUAUGCAUUCACACACACACAUGCACACACCGUAGGUACUGUACGAUCGUCUACUACUGCUACCCCCUAUAGCAGGGUGGUUAGAUCCUCAAGUAGGGAGUUGGUCGUUCGUUGGCAUGAAUGGAAUGAAAAGCUCGUUUUGAAUCGUCGCAUAGUCGGAUUGUAUUCACUACCGGGAUUUUCCCCAGAUCUCGCAAACCUCGUGGAAAGCGAUGCUAGGUCGUGUGUAUGUGUGUGUGUGGGUCGGCGUGUGACGUUUACCGAUCGGUGCAGAUCGGCGCUUGUGUGUUGCUUUUGCGCCCGUACGGUGAUCAAGCGGACGACAAGCCCGUAGGCGUAGGGUGGCGGCACGGAGUGCAAACAUUCAAAUUACAAAACAAACAAAAAAACAACAACAUAGUGAUAAUGUAGCAAGAGCAGCAGAAACACGUUUACUGUAGACUGUAAGACUAAAGCGAGACAGAGACAGACGGAAAGUAAUCCCCAAUCAUUCUCUCCCAGCCCUCCCCCCCCCCCCCCACCAUUUCUCUCCCAUGCAUAUUGCAAACAAAAAAAAAAGAAUAAAUGUUGUUAUAGUGUAGCCUGAGCCUGGAGCAUAAUUAGCAAAAGCGAUAGAAAUGAGACUUUAGCAAGAGGGAAGAAGAAAGAUGGUGCGCGGAAGGUAUAUAGAUAUAUAUUUAAAGAAGAUAAGCAAACAAACAAAAAACACAAACACAUACACACAGAGGAGAAAAGAAAAUUGUAACCAAGAAAGGAUCAAUUUGUGCGCGCAGUGAUGAUGUAAUGUCGGAAGCGUAACGGAGAAACAAGCAAGAAGUCGGAAGCCCAAAAGCGGAAUGGAUGCAGAAGCACAGAAACGCAUAACUAUUAAACUCUAUCACCAAGACCAUAGUAGUUGAAUAUCUAGACUUUAUCCCCUACUUUAUCCCUUUUCGGAAAACACACACAGACCCACAACAAUCGCCUCCCCCCGAGCAAAGCGAAUUAUUAGGACAAAGCGUGCAAAAGUUAAUCGAGCGUGCAAUGGUGUGAUGCUUCUAACGUGGCAUCAUCCUACAGAUACACACACAAACACACCACACCAGUUAAUUAAGGUGCAAUAGUAGGGCACCCACCAGUAGCAGCAAGUGAAUGUUGGUUCAUAUAUCCCGGUUUAGGAUAAAAAAAGAAGGGAAAAUUGUCUUUAGAUGGUGCUUUACUAGAAGAGUAGUGUUUGCAUGGCAGCGUACAGCUAGCGUACCGUGCUUUUUUUGUCGCUGUAUGUGUGUGUGUGUCCGGUGUUUGUUUUGCCUAGUGGUCAUGUCAACCCGUGUGUUAGAGUGGAGUGGAGCAGGAAGAGAAAGAGCCUUAGCUCUUAGCUAGCACAGCGGAAGAAGCGCAUGUGCGGUGUUGGUAGUGCGGUGCAGCAGGGAAGUAGCACAAUGAUGCAGUUCCUCAAAAGCAAAAUCAAACUCUCUUGUGCACCGCACACACACACACCCAGAUUGUUCCUGUCGAAAGGCGGACGUGUGUGUGUGCGCAUGCUCUAAACGCCAUUUACCAUUGGGAUAUCACUCUGCUGCAUCACAUUUUACACAUCAAGAAAUUCAUCGGUUGUUUUCGUAGAUUGUUAUACAACACACACACACACACCAGAUCACUAAGUUGAUGUGAUUUGAAUGUGCAAUUACCCCCAAUGUGCUUCUCAUUCUCUUUCGCCCACCUGCUUGCUGGAUGAAAUUUGAAACCACUGUGUUUCGAACGUUCUUGCUCUGUGUUGUUAUGCGAUUUGCUUGCAACCAAGCGUACGCUAAGAGCAACGUAGUAGAGCAAGACAACAUUAACGAAUGAGCCUCUCUAUUGUUGAUUGAACCGUUUUUUUGUUUUUGUUUUUGUUUAAGUAAACACAAGAAGAUGAAGUAAAAAAAACCGUCGACAAACGAAACCGACAGCAGCGCACACGUUUACUACAAUCCAUUGCGCCAAAGCACGAAGAAGAAACGAACAGAACAACUUGUACUUGAAAGUCGAUCGAUUGUUUUUUGCUGCGGAAAAUUAUCUACCAAAGCGAACGGGCGCGCGAACACAGCCGCAAGAAGCUGCGUUCAGAGAAAGAGAGAGAAAACAAGCUAAGAGCAAAUAUUUACAAACGCAAACAAACAAAGUCACGCAAAUUGUGCGAGUGCGGUGGAUGCGUGAAAUCUAGCGUAAGUCAGACGGAUUUAGUUGAUCGGGCAACAACUGUGUAUUGUUUUGCUGUUUUUUUUUUUCGUUCAUUUAAUUCCCGCUUUUAUUUAUUACUUAUGUUUUCCCUUCUUACUAUUGGUGCGGCAAUUGGUUUUUGGGCCACUGAUUCGAGCUUUCCUUUCUCUCUCCUACGAAAGAGGACUAGCGAGAAAGUUGGCAAUUUGGCGAUAGAAAACACACCCAACACAAAUCAGUAGUACAAACACACACACACACACACACACACACACACACACACACACACACACACACACACACACACACACAAAUCGAAUCCAUUCGGAAAGUCAUUUGUAUGGUUGCCCCAAACCAUCGCCUAAAGUGUGCGUAAAUUAUUUUGGGAGCAAAGAAAAAGGGGGAAAACAGCUUUUUCCGCUAACUUUUCAUGCCUAAUUGGGCGAGUUGAUUGUGAAGAGCAUUGAGCAAAACCGGCGGGGAACCGCUGUAAAUGUUACUAUUUCUUAUUGAUUCGAUUCUGAUUCGGCAUUUCGCAUUCCCGCACGCUGUUCAUUCGACACUUUGUGAUAUUUACUCUUUCUCUGUUUGUUGUUUUGUCUUUUUUUCUCUUUUGUUUUUUCCUGUUUUCCAACCUUUUUCUUUUUCUACAAUUACAUUCUGUUGUGGUUUUGUUUGUGUGUGCGUGUGUGUGUGUGCAUGUGACAAAAUGCGUUUUCUGUCGUACUCUUCAGUACACACAAAACCACUCUUAUUUAUUAAACACACACACACGCAUUCAGUUUGAUAUUACGGUUCGUUCUGUUCUUGGUAGAUGCAAGUUGGUAGAUGCGCUCUUCCACGAGGGUUGUUAGGACGAUACAAAAACAAUUAAUAUACUGCUCCCGCACUCCAAACAUAAAUAUUCCCUUCCCAAUCUAUCCCCUUUUUGAGCUGAUUGAUGUUUUGUGUGUAUUAUUUUACGUUUAAUAUAUAUGUAUGUAGCCGUUACUCGAGUCAAAACCCCCUUUACCCUCCCUCCCCCGCUACCCUUUCCAAUUGUUAAUAUUUUAACAAACUUUAUAUUUAAGACAGUAAAACGCGCGUCUACAACACGUUUAGUGUGUGUGUGACGGGACAAGAAUAAAUUCAUUCAUUUUAA